AUGUCCGAAAACAAAGGGCCCAUGGCCCUAGCGGCCGUCAUCAUUAUUUCGGUUGUCAGCACGACCUUUACAGCCGCUAGGCUCUUCACCAGAGGAGUGAUAUUGGGAAAGCUCAUGCUGGACGACUACCUUAUCCUUGCCGCAGUGCCUGUGCACCUCUACGAUGUCGAAUUCGCCCUCAAAUACCCGAAAGGCAUUGUUGCUGCUGCUGCUGCUGCUGCUGCUGCUGCUGCUGCUGCUGUUAUUGUUGUCGUCGUCGUCGUCGUCGUCGUCGUCGUCGUCGUCGUCGUCGUCGUCGUCGUCGUCGUUCUCUCCUGGACGAAUGUGGCGACGUUUGGCACUGCAGUGUCGCAUGGCUUUGGCCAGCACGCUGCCAAUCUCACCGUCGAGGAAAGGUCCCGAGCCAUGAUGUGGAGUAUUAUCGGCUACACGCCUGGACUGCUCUCACUCAGUCUGCCAAAACCAGCCGUCGUCGUCCUUCUCACCCGGGCCCUCAACCCCAGUAAAUGGCACAAGAGGGUCCUCUGGCUCAUCGCAAUCUUGUGCGUGACCAACUUGGUUCCUUAUAUCACCCUCUACUACGCCCAGUGCGACCCGGUACAGGCGGUGUGGGAUCCCUCGGUCAGCGGCACCUGCUUGAACAAAUCAGUCCUCAUAGGCUAUGCUUCGUAUUCUUCUGCCUUUUGUGCUUUCGCGGAUAUUUACCUCUCCGUUUAUCCUGCCGUGGUACUCUCCAAGCUGCAGAUGAAUAUUAGGAAGAAAAUUGCUUUGGGAACUGCCCUGGGCCUCGGAUCAUUGUCAUCCAUUGCUGUCAUCUACAAAAUCACAAAACUUCCGAUGAUUGCCAGUUCCGAUCCCACAUUCGACACCGUUGACCUUGUGAUCUGGACAAUUCUCGAGGGCAGCAUCAUCAUCAUAGCCGCAUGCGUCCCUGUCCUUCAACCCCUAGUCGAGUCUGUAUUCGGCAAGCGCAUAUUCUAUGGCAGCCGGAGGUACCCAUACAGGAGCUCGGAGGGAACGUCUGGCAACUUGAAGGGAACAUUUGGCAGCAGUUUUGGUCGCCAUACCGUGGACAAGAGGAUGGGCCAUGGCAUGUCCAAGGGCUCCAUUAGCCUGACCACGACCGUCGCCGCCAAGGGGAGCCAGGAGAGGAUCUGGGAAAAGCAGGAGCCCGACGGAAAGAUUGUCGUGGUAGAUACUAUCACUGUCACCGUGGAAUCAUCAACCUCAGGCUCGGGCUCCUCAGCAAGCCAAACUUGA
Molecule: messenger RNA, 1260 nt
Organism: Pyricularia pennisetigena
Lineage: Eukaryota; Fungi; Ascomycota; Sordariomycetes; Magnaporthales; Pyriculariaceae
Exons: 7
Coding region: 1-1260 (419 amino acids)
Source: RefSeq, a predicted model, not a curated record